Thelazia callipaeda (thelaziosis nematode) is the source of this 990-nucleotide messenger RNA. The record is from the annotation of a GenBank genome assembly. Lineage: Eukaryota; Metazoa; Nematoda; Chromadorea; Rhabditida; Thelaziidae.
AUGGAAAUGGAUAUUGAUGGCGAUGUUAAUGGUGCUUUGUCGCAAGCACUUUCAUGUAUGGCUACGAGUGAUCGUGAUGUACUCAUCAAGCAAUUUCAGCAAAUUCUUGGUGAUGACCACGUACUCUCAGAUGAAACAUGCGCGUUCUUUCUUGAUAUGAAUAGCUGGAAUCUGCAAGCUGCUCUAGGGGCUUAUUAUGAUUAUGGAAGUGCGAAUGGUACUGGUUCUCCUCCUCCUGAAUAUGUUACAGAAUUGCCUUCGAUGCAGUUUGUCCAAGAUGUUACUAUAGGCGAGGGUGAGAGCGUACCACCGUGCACACGCUUUAUAAAAACAUGGCGAAUCCGCAACUCAGGAAAAAAUUGGUGGCCUAGUGGCUGUUUCUUAACUUUCAUGGAAGGUGAUAAAUUGUCGGAUACGACUCGAUGUUGGAUUCAACAGUUGCCUCCAGGGAAGGAAAUUAAUGUCAGUAUUGAAAUGGUUAGCCCUGCUGCGAAUGGAAUAUAUCAGAGCAGAUGGCAGCUGAAUACCUCUUCUGGGAUACCAUUUGGAGGUAACUGGUUGAUUGAGGAAAUCGAGACUAAGCAUUUUCAAAAUCCUUUGGCACUGUUAAAACUUAUUGCUUUAGAGUCGAUUUGGUGCAUCAUAACUGUAGAUGACAUGGGGAUUUUGGACAUCACACAACAACUUGCUUCUGCUCCUUUGGGUACAUCUGUGUCUUCGGAAGUUCAGAAUAUAAAUCCUUUUGGCGGAGUUCUCUCUUUUAACUCAGGCUUACAAGGGGAGCAGUACGUUAUUUAUGAGGAUAACAUGCUAAUGCAAGAAGAAGACGAAAACUCAUCGUUAUCCGAUACUAUUGUAAAUCAAAUUCAGGGGGCUUGGCCAGUGGAUGAUAACCAGCGUCCAGAUUCGAUGAGUGAACCUACUGAUGUAUCUCAUGACGAAGAAGCUUCAGAUGUGCCUCCUUGUACUCCUUGUACACCUCCACAGUAA